Sphenostylis stenocarpa is the source of this 1206-nucleotide messenger RNA. The record is from the annotation of a GenBank genome assembly. NCBI's taxonomy places the organism in Eukaryota, Viridiplantae, Streptophyta, Magnoliopsida, Fabales, Fabaceae.
AUGAAAACACCCAGAAAUGUGGAAGAUGAACAUUACAUGAACUUCCGAUCAAAACGACAAUACCGUGUGGGGACUCACUCCGAACAAACUAAAAGGAAUAAAAAUCACUCGCCUUCUUAUCAAAACCAAGCAUUAGCAGAGCACACAGAGACAAUGGAUUCUUCUGAGACCCCUUAUGCAUCCCAAGAUAAGGCAGAUGUUGUUUUCAACCCAAAAUAUGAUUUAACUCUUGAAAAUAUUCAAGAACUGUUUUUAACUUUGGUGUGGGGUGAAGGAUUGAUGCCGCCUUGGGUUUCUAUUGAGAAUAAACAUCUUAUUACCAAGGUGGUUAUGCUCUAUAUACCUGGCCUAGACCAAGAUAUGUUCUUGUUGCGGUCUACCCUGCUUCCCAGUUUACGAAAAUUCUGUGACAAAACAAAGUCUAUCCUAUCUCAUGGAGUACGAGAUAAAAUGCAGCCAAUAGAUGAACUCCUGACAUGUCGUGUAAAAAUAAGGGACAAUGAUAGUUCAGAUAUGGAAAAACCUGCUCUGACAUCUCAUCAAGAAGAAUGUGACACAGACGGGCCAUCAUUUACAGAGCUUACAAAAGAUAUACCUUUCCCUGUUACAUUCUAUACACUGACUGAGCAAGAACGGGAAGAUCAUGGAUAUUCUCAUAGUAAACCAGGUUUUCUUUCUACUAUGCCUGCACCUUCAGGAUCUCCUUUUUAUGAGAUGUUGGCACUUGAUUGUGAGAUGUGCCUAACGAGUGAAGGUUUCGAGCUGGCAAGAAUUACUCUAGUGGACAUCAAAGGACAGGCAUGCACUGAAUUUGUUUUGCUAGAUAAAUUGGUUAAACCAUCAAACCCCAUCAUUGACUACUGCACAAGAUAUAGUGGAAUAACGCCUGAGAUGUUAGAUGGGGUGACAACAAGUCUAAAAGACAUUCAGGAAGAGUUCUUAAAGUUUGUUUGCAAGGAGACUAUCCUUGUUGGACAUUCCAUGGAAAACGAUUUAAGAGUAUUGAAAAUAUCUCAUGAAGUAGUCAUGGACACAGCAGUGUUAUACGGAGAUCCCCGAGGAGCAUUUUAUAAAAGUUCUUUACGGUCUCUUGCUAAGCAUAAUCUCGCAAGGACGAUACAACAAUCAGAGAAUGGGCAUGACAGCAUUGAAGAUGCUAGAGCUGCCCUAGAUUUAGCACUAUUGAUGAUCAGAUAUGGCAAGUAG